This is a messenger RNA of Diabrotica virgifera virgifera (western corn rootworm), 1658 nucleotides long. RefSeq names its product UDP-glycosyltransferase UGT5. The transcript is spliced from 4 exons. The record is from RefSeq and is a predicted model, not a curated record. Gene Ontology annotation, molecular function: UDP-glycosyltransferase activity. NCBI's taxonomy places the organism in Eukaryota, Metazoa, Arthropoda, Insecta, Coleoptera, Chrysomelidae.
AUCUAAGGCUUAUCAUUACACUAGCUACACCACAACUAUGUGCUCUAAAAUCACUACUAUCUUUAGUCUGUUGUUAGUAUUUUGUAGUGUGAGCUAUGUGAGCCCCCUCAAGAUUUUAGGGGUGUUUCCCUAUGCGGCUCCUAGUCAUUUCUUUUUGGAAAGUUCACUCCUAAAAGGUAUCGCAGAAGCUGGACAUGAUAUUACUAUGAUUACAGUUUUCGAAGAUAAGAAGCCCCCCAAGAAGGGGACACUUCGGCCGCUUGUGUUACCGGAAGUACGACAAUUGCAAUUCGAUAUGUUCGCAAAUAUAUCAAAACUCAGCGAUGCAGACAAUAUUUCAGCAAAAAGUCCUUUUGGUAUGCUCCCCGUUUUCAAUUGGAUUGGUUUAACUGUAACAGAAGCAUUAUUAUCCCAUCCUACAGUACAAGCGUUGAUAAAGUCAGACGAGAGGUUUGAUGUUAUGAUAACCACGCAAUAUGCAGUAGAAGCAACAAAAGCUUUAGCUGCCCAUUUUGGCGCUCAUUUAGUCCUUUUUAAUGAUAUGGCUGCAGCUUGCACGGUAAACCACUUUGUAGGUAACUCAGGUUUACCUUCGUUGAAUCCUGAACUAGUAUUUGACUAUCCAUAAUUGAUGAGUUUUAAACAGAGAUUGACUAACACUUUGUACACGAUGGCCUCCUAUGUGAACCAUAAUUUGAUACAAUAUCCACCUCAAGCUAAGUUAGUAAAAAAAUACAUAUCAAAAGAUAUCGACUUAACCAAAGUUCAAUAUGACGUUGCAUUGGUACUCUCAAAUUCACAUCCUAGUUACAACAAUCCAGCUGCAUCGGUUCCAAACAUGAAAGAAAUAGCAGGGUACCACAUCAAGGAACCUAAACCAUUGCCAGCCGAUCUUAAAAAGUAUUUGGAUGAAUCCAAGAACGGAGUCAUUUAUUUUAGUAUGGGUUCUAACAUUAUGAGUAAUAGUUUGCCUAAAGAAAAAAGAGAGAGCAUCAUGAAAGCUUUGUCUAAACGAAAAGAAAACAUUUUGUGGAAAUUUGAAGAUAACAACUUGCCAGGAAAACCUAAGAAUGUGAGAAUUGAAAAAUGGUUGCCGCAGACGGAUUUAUUAGCUCAUCCAAAUAUUAAACUAUUCAUUAACCACGGAGGAUUAUUGAGCAUUAUCGAAAGUAUUUACCACGGAAUAACAACUAUAUCUAUACCUCUAGUUAACGAUCAACAAUCCAAUGCCAGACAAGCUGAAAGAAAUGGCCAUUGUAUUGUUGUAGACUAUCAUACACUUACAGAAGAAGAACUUUCGGCUGCUAUAGAGGAAGCUCUUUCUAAUCCAAAAUAUCGCGAAAAUGCAAAAAGCCGCUCUAAAGUCUUCCACGAUAGACAAGUAAAACCCUUGGACGAAGCAGUUUACUGGGUAGAAUACGUUGCAAGACAUAAUGGUGCUAAACAUCUCAGAGUUGGAUAUGUGGAUUUAGCCUGGUACCAAUAUUACCUACUGGACGUGUUUGGACUUAUAUUCGGAACUAUAUUCUUGGCUUUGUAUGUAAUAAAGAGGACACUUUGUUUUCUGUACUGUUUUGUUUUUCGAGGGAACGCUAAGAAAGUUAAAACGCAAUAAAAUUGUUGUACAAUAAUUUAUUAAUAAAAGUUUUUUUUUUUAA